AUUUCAAAACUCUUUGGACCUACCCAGUACAUUAUGUCAGCUGACAAUUACACUAAAUUCAAAUCUGCAGUGUUUCUUCUCACUGGGAUACCUGGGCAAGAAGACGUCUAUCUCUGGAUCUCUGUCCCCUUCUGCUCAAUGUACGUUAUUUCGAUACUAGGAAAUUCAGUCAUUCUGUUCAUUAUAAAAACAGAUCCAAGCCUCCAUAAGCCCAUGUACAUUUUCCUUUCCAUGUUGGCCAUCACAGACCUUGGUUUAUCGGUAUCAACUAUACCGACGACACUGGGAAUAUUCUUAUUUAACUCUAGGGAGAUCAGCCUCGAUGCCUGCUUUGCUCAGCUAUUCUUCAUCCACUCAUUUUCAUACAUUGAAUCUUCUGUGCUUUUGUUGAUGGCCUUUGACCGCUUCAUUGCAAUCUGUAACCCACUGAGAUAUGCUUCCAUCUUAACCCCACCUAGAAUAUACAGGAUGGGACUUCUGUUUGUGCUAAGAUCGGUGGCCCUAAUAUUUCCACUCCCCAUUCUCUUGAAACAGUUCCGAUACUGUCGAGCCAAUGUCCUCUCCCAUUCUUACUGCCUGCACCAGGAGGUCAUGAAGUUGGCUUGUUCAGACAUCACAGUCAACAGCAUCUAUGGUCUCACUAUUAAACUCUUAUUGAUGGGGUUGGACUCGUUGUUCAUCUUUUUCUCCUAUGUGAUGAUCCUCAAAACUGUGCUGAGUGUAACAUCCCCCACAGAGUGCAUCAGGGCGCUGAACACCUGCGUCUCCCACCUCUGGGCUGUCCUGUUCUUCUACACACCAGCUAUUGGCUUGUCUAUGAUACACAGAUUUGGGAACAGCACUUCUCACUUGCUUCAGAUUAUCCUGGGCUAUAUCUACCUGCUGGUCCCACCCCUGAUGAACCCAAUCGUGUACAGUGUGAAAAGCAAACACCUUCGUGCAAGGAUAAUCAGGGUCUUCUUCAAGUGA
Molecule: messenger RNA, 969 nt
Organism: Dermochelys coriacea (leatherback sea turtle)
Lineage: Eukaryota; Metazoa; Chordata; Testudines; Dermochelyidae
Product: olfactory receptor 51G2-like
Exons: 1
Coding region: 34-969 (311 amino acids)
Biological process (GO): G protein-coupled receptor signaling pathway
Cellular component (GO): membrane
Molecular function (GO): olfactory receptor activity; G protein-coupled receptor activity
Source: RefSeq, a predicted model, not a curated record